Messenger RNA from Scleropages formosus (Asian bonytongue), 4801 nucleotides. RefSeq names its product desmoglein-2-like. Lineage: Eukaryota; Metazoa; Chordata; Actinopteri; Osteoglossiformes; Osteoglossidae. The record is from RefSeq and is a predicted model, not a curated record. The transcript is spliced from 14 exons. Gene Ontology annotation, molecular function: calcium ion binding. Gene Ontology annotation, cellular component: desmosome; plasma membrane. Bases 157 to 3438 code for a protein of 1093 amino acids. Gene Ontology annotation, biological process: homophilic cell-cell adhesion.
GGUGGGAGCGCCAUGCGGCUCUUUUACAGCGCGUUCUUGUGUCCCUGAGUUCAGAGCUCGUCUCAGCGGCACUUUGAGUUGGAGGCCCACGCACUUCGUUUGCGACAGUAAGACACUCGUCACUGCGGUGAAGCCGGGACUCCCUUGAACUUGACCAUGGCUUUGGGCCCCGCUGCGCUUCUCCUGCUGCUGAUGGCGCUAUUAGUAGCUGUCUUUAAAGAAGCUGAGGCUGAAGCUGUUGGACUUCGGAAACUGAGGAGGCAGAAGAGAGAAUGGAUCAUUCCUCCGAAGCACCUGAAGGAGAACUAUGACUAUAAGGAUACCAUAAUUGCUAAGAUCCGUUCCGAUGAAGAGACAAGAUCCUCGAUCCGAUACUCCCUGACAGGCGAAGGCGUCAGCGAGGGCUUGUUUGUCGUCGACGCAAAAAAAGGCUUUGUACGAGUUACAAGAAAACUGGACCGAGAGAAGAAGUCCUUUUACUCACUUAAAGGAAUUGCAGAAUUUGAAAACGGCACAAAAGCCGAGAAAGACAUAGAUUUACGCAUUUUUGUUGACGACGAGAAUGACUGUAGACCGCAGUUUGUCAUAAUCCCUGUUGGAUUUGUCAACGAGUCAAGUCCAUCAGGUACCUUCGUAAUAAUGGUAAAUGCAACAGACGACGAUGACCCAAAAACUCAGAAUGCCAAAAUUGCAUACAAAAUCAUUGAACAACAACCAGGCGGGAAUCUCAUGUUCCACAUCAACUGGGAAACCGGAGCAAUUUAUGUCAACCUGCCGACGCUCGACAGAGAGGUACAGGACAAAUAUACACUGAUAGUGGAAGCCAGAGACCUAGACGGGGAUCAGAAAGGCAAUGCGGUCACAGCAACGGUCACCUUCAACGUCCUUGACAUCAAUGAUAACAUCCCACAGCUGGAGAACAGUUCGUAUGAAGGUAGCGUAGAGGAAAACCGUGCCAAUGUGGUCGUGAUGAGAAUUAAGGCGCUGGACCAAGACUUGGUUGGUUCUGACAACUGGCUGGCGGUUUUCACCAUUGAGGCAGGCAAUGAAGCGGGCUACUUCAGCAUCACCACUGACCCAAAAACCAACGAGGGCAUUCUGCUGCUGAACAAGCCCCUUGACUACGAAGAGGUGAAAGAGCUGCACCUUAAGGUGUUGGUGUCCAACAAAGCAGAAUACCACAUCUCAACCACUGAGGUCCAGCAGAAGACCUACACUGUUAAGAUCAAAGUGAAGAACCAGCCAGAAGGGCCCAUGUUUAGGCCCCGUGUGAAAGCUGUCAAUAUCACGGAGGGCAUCAAAACGCUCAUCCACACUGUGAUAGCAACAUAUCCUGCCGUUGAUGGAGACACCUUUGAGACAGUAAAGAACGUUCGGUAUGUCAAAGGGCGGGACCCAGACAACUGGCUGAAAAUUAAUGAAAAAACUGCAGAAAUUACACUGAAUAAACUCCCAGACCGAGAGUCCAAGCACUUGAAAAAUGGAACCUAUUAUGCAGAAAUAAUCUGUAUGACUGCUGAUGUUCCCUCGCAGACGGCCACAGGGACCGUUGCCAUUAUGGUUGAGGACACCAAUGACCACUGUCCAGAACUGGUGCAGACACUUCAGUCCGUGUGCACGGACAAGAGCAUCCUUUACAUCACAGCUCACGAUGCAGAUCCAGAACCCAACGGCCCUCCGUUCGAGUUCACUGUGGUUUCUGCAGAUGACAGUGCUGCAUGGGGAGUGGAACACAUCAAUGACACCACAGCUCUCCUCAGGGCCCACAAGCCACUGUGGCCAGGGUCCUACCAGCUGGCAGUUAAUGUGCGCGAUCAGCAGGGGAAGAGCUGUGAACACAGCCAGCCAGUGAACUUCCACGUGUGCACAUGCAAAGAGGACGGCACCUGUUCCUGGCAGGGGAAGCCCAAAGCCGUGUUUGGGGCACCAGGGGUCAGCUUUCUCCUACUGGGACUGCUGCUGCUCCUUUUGGUCCCUCUCCUGCUGCUCUUCUGUGCCUGUUGGAACCAUGGAGUGAGUGGGUUUGUCGACAUACCUUUCGAUCCUGUCCCACCCUUGAGCUCAGGAAAUACUGAAGAAAAGGGGGAAGAUAAAAAUGUCCCAUUGCUGAGUGCCCCUGUGGAGCUGGAUGGUCAAGUUAUUAGUGGGGCAGGGUACGGGGUAGGCAGCGGGGCAGGGUACGGGGUAGGCAGCGGGGCAGGGUAUGGGGUGGGCAGCGGGGCAGGGUACGGGGUGUACGGGGUGGGCAGCGGGGCAGGGUACGGGGUGGGUCAAGAGCAGUGGUACGGGGUGGGCAGCGGGGCAGGGUACUCAAAAUGGAGGUAUCAGGGAGUCGCAGGAAAUAUGGGAAAUGAACAGAUUACCAUUUCAAACAAGUACAGAGUCACCCGAGAGGAUAUCUUCUCUGGAAUGGCGCUCUCGGACACCUUCCUGGAAGAUUACUACUCCAGGAAAGCCAACUGCACAGCAGAGAUGAGUCAAGCGAUAGAUGCCAGUCUUCAUUUUCAAGAGGAAGGCAGCGACUCCCCCGUGGGCUCGCUGGGAUGCUGCAGUUUGAUCGAGGGGGACAAUGACCUGGAGUUCCUCAAUGACCUGGGGCUCAAAUUCAAGACUCUGGCAGAGAUUUGUAGUGGCACAGUGCUGGAGGUGUCCUCUUCAUCCAUGCUGCCAGGCGCAACCCUGAGGCCUGCCAGCCAGCCCAGCCCUGCCCCCUCACUAACACAGGCUGAGAUCUCUGGGUUUGAGGCAUCGCACGCAGGAAUGUCUGGCACAACUCACUCAGUUACCACCACCCUGGUGGAGCAGAUCUGUGACUCGGGUGUGGUGCAUCCUGCUGCAGUGCGCCACCCGGUGGACGUCUCCAAGCAGACCUACAUUCUCCAGCCUCAGUCUGUGUUGGUAGUGGAGCCACAGGUGCACCCCACUGUGAUGCUCUCACAGGUGCCCAGCGUGUAUGUGUUGAGCGACACACCAGCCCCACUUGCACAUGGCACCCUGAGCCAUGGCGAGAAGGUGCUGCUGGUGGAGAAGAUGGCGGCUGAAUCUGACCACGGUCUCCUACAGGACAGAGGUGUUUCUGCAUCCCAGAACUUUUUGCUGAUGGAGAGGCAGGUUGGCCCUGCGGUGCCAAUAAACAGAAGCUUCUUAAAGAAAAUGGAGACCCAGAAGGUGGUGGGUGUCUCUGGGGCCCAGCAGGAGGUGGGUCUCUCUGGGUCUCCAAGCCUCAUGCUGGAGGAGCACCAGAGGGUCCUGCACGAAGCCCAGUCAGCCCAGUCGCAAAGCAUGGGGAGAGUGGUGUCCGGCUCCAGUUCAGAGGGGCUGGGGUUGAACAGCAGCCCCCUGCAUGACAGCGUUUUGUCUGGCGCUCGCAAAGUGCUCAUGCAGGAGAAGAAAGUGUCCAUCAUGGAGAGGAGCCUCCAAGGAAAUGCAACUGGAUAAAGUCACCUCCCAUACGUUGUCCUCUUCAUGCAGUGAAAUGCUGCUGAUUGUGUCCAUGACCACAGUGGGGAAACCAAAUUGAAUAACUUCCACAUGUACUGUACAAAUGUGAACUUAUGAACUGAACACGUGUAUGGAUGUUAAGUCUUAACUUCCUGCAGCUUUAUUCUUUAUGUUCCUUACCACUGGUCAGGAACUUAUAUAAUUUUCCUACAUUUGCAUAUUGGUAUCAGUGACUUCUGAAAAUAUCACUUCCUAAACAGGAGGCAAAAAUUAUUGGACUUGAAAUAACUGGACUCCAUUUCAGGGAACAUUGAUUUAUUUGCCAGACGAAAAUUAACUCAAAACAGCUGUAAUCUAAGGCAGUCGAAUAAAAAGCAGCUAAUGGUAGAACUCAGAUUUGUUAUUUUUAAUGCCUCUAUAAUUUUGGGUACAGCUGGGUUGCGGUGGUGCGACGGGUUUGGCUGGGUCCCGGUCUCUGGUGGGUCUGGGGUUCGAGUCCUGCUUGGGGUGCCUUUCGACGAACUGGUGUCGCGUCCUGGAUGCGCCCCUCCCCUUCCUCCAGCCGGGUUGGGCUCCGGUUUGCUGUGACCCUGCUCAGGACAAGUGGCUUCAGAGAAUGUGUAAGUAAUUUGGGUACAUGGUGAGAAGGAGCUGAAGGGUUUUCCAGUUUUUUUUUUUUUUUUUUUUUUUUUUUUAAUUAAAUGUAAUAUUUAAUUUAAAGUGAAUUUUAGUAUCAUUGCUGCUCUCUUGCCACAUUUGACCUGUGGCAGGUUGGUGUCUUGGGGUUGUGAAAUUGGAGACAGUAGCUUGUGCGUGUAUGUGUGUGAGCGGGGGAAGUGUGUGUGUUUGGUGUGGUACCUGUCGUUGCUUCGUUGAAAGUCAAUGAACUCUGUAUCAUUGUACAGCCCUGGUGCUCCUGGGAAACUCGCUCUGCUUUGACAAGUAAAUAUUGAAUAAAAAACAUUCAGUCCAUAACUGUACAUAUUGUCUGUUAACUAAGUACUAGUUAUCAGCUACAGUGCAGGAGGAUGAGUGGCAAGUCCGUUUUAAUAUUUUUUUUCUUUUUUGUUCUGUUUUCAAAUGUACCUUUUUAUUAAUGAAUGUACAUUAAGAUCUGCCAAUCAGAUCAACACCCUGAAACACGCAUUUUCACAUAUUCCUAAAGUCUGCAGCUGGAGAAGUAUUUUGGGCGCAGAGUUGUACUGGAAUUAAGGUGUUUGUUUACAGUAAUUUAGCCUGAACUUUUUAAAUUGUUUUAAGUUUAGCACUUUUUGUUUAUGAAGUACAGUCUUCUAAUUAUCAUUUUUACUUGUACCUUGGGGGGGAAAAAGCAAUUUCUUCAAAAAACUUUAAAAAAAAA